Corythoichthys intestinalis (scribbled pipefish) is the source of this 1530-nucleotide messenger RNA. RefSeq names its product TMEM9 domain family, member B (gene tmem9b). The transcript is spliced from 5 exons. Gene Ontology annotation, biological process: positive regulation of canonical NF-kappaB signal transduction. NCBI's taxonomy places the organism in Eukaryota, Metazoa, Chordata, Actinopteri, Syngnathiformes, Syngnathidae. Gene Ontology annotation, cellular component: lysosomal membrane. The record is from RefSeq and is a predicted model, not a curated record. The coding region runs from base 159 to 722 and encodes 187 amino acids.
GAAGUCGUAGGUCAGCUGCCGAAACGAAAGCUGUUUAUAUUAGCUAUGUGGUCACACCAUGGCUAACCAAGUCGUUCAUUAGGAGAUAUCCAAUUUCCCGUUUUGCUUCUUUGGAAACCGUUCACCUCCUCGUCUUGUGCACUGCGCACGUUUUAAAAAUGAAGGCCGUGGUUUUCCUCCACACUUUUUUCUGUUGGAGUUUUUUGCUUUUAGACCAAGUGACAGCGAAGAAUUCCGAAGACAUCCGUUGCAAAUGUAUCUGUCCGCCAUACAGAGAUAUCCAGGGACAGAUUUACAAGCAGAACGUGUCCCUCAAAGACUGUAACUGUCUGCAUGUUGUGGAACCAAUGCCAGUGGAUGGAAAUGACGUGGAGGCUUACUGUUUACGUUGUGAGUGUAAAUAUGAGGAGAGAAGCUCAGGCACUAUUAAGGUCACCAUCAUAAUUUACCUGUCCAUUUUGGGCCUGCUGCUUCUUUACAUGGUCUACCUGACGCUAUUGGAGCCCAUCUUAAAGAGACGCCUGUUUGGACACUCGCAACUCAUCCAAAGUGACGAUGAUGUCGGGGACCAGCAACCUUUUGCGAACGCUCACAACGUCCUGUCGCGCUCACACUCGCGUCCCAACAUGCUGAACAAAGUGGAGCACGCCCAGCAGCGCUGGCGGAGGCAGGUCCAGGAACAGAGAAAGUCUGUGUUCGACCGCCAUGUUGUCCUCAGUUAAAGGUGGAGAUGACAAAAACGCAAAAACCACAACAACGACACACUGUGACAAAGUCCGUGACUUGUAUCUCUUCCCUUUUCUCAUUUUGUGGUUUAUAUGUCCGUAUGUGUCGAGCUCAAGUACAAAAUAGAUCAAAAGUGACAGCACAAGAGAUUGCAUACAUUUUUCCCGGUGUUAUUAUUGUUGCACUAUGUUGAGCACAGACUCGCCAUGUCCCUGGGGAAUAUAUCAUGAAAAUGUGACCAAUAAAUGCCAGAUAAAAACCUUACAAGACAAUGAUUUGUUAUAUCUGCUGGCCCUGUGCCACAUUGGAUCAAAGCUGGUUCACCCUCAUAUAUUCAACACACUAAACUGCCUCUUGUAAUACAAUAUUCAGUCUUUGCUCGUCUUCAAAUGAAGGCGUUUACUUGUUGAUCGAUCUUAACAGUCGUGUAAUAUAUUUGGCAAUUUCAUUGAACUUAGUUGCUGGUGCAGGUGAUCUCUGACAGAAAGUGUGCUUUUUAUCUGUAAAUCUAUUUUUACUGUUUGGACCUCAAGUGGAUUCUACAUUGGAGCAGGAAGUCGAUCUCUGACGCCAAAUGUGAACUUAAUGACAGAGACGGAAAAGAGAUGUAUAAGCGUUUUUUGGAUUGAGUUCCUUUUACCGAGCUCCUAAAUACCAUGUGUAGUUGGACGGCGGCCACUGAAGCGUCACACUGGAGUUAUUGUAGUAACUGAUCCUGGGAGGCCUCAGAAAGUGUUCUUAACCAUUGUACGUGUGUUACCUUUUAACUUUGAAAUAAAUUGAUGUGAAUAUUUGUGAUUCUUG